CAUGGAUGCAGUGGAGGAGGAGCUGAGGGGUAUCAGGGAGGAGCUGAAAGCCUCCACCCCUGAGGUUGUGCUUGCAGCAUCCUCCCGCAUGGCCAAGGUCCUUGGAAAAUAUUUUCCAUCAAGCCAGACCCAUGAGUUUAUGGAGACCGUGCUGAAUGGCAUGCUGAGAGCCAGCCCCACAUGUGCCACAGCAGGAGGACAUUGGCUCCUCAGAAUCAUCAAGGAGCAUGGAGAGGCCCUGCUGGAGGAGGUGCCGGACAUCCUGGGCACCAUAAUGAUGCACAUGCCCGCUAUGCAGGAAGGGUGCAUGAAGAGCUGCCUGCUGGAAGCUGUGGCCAGUCUAGCAGGCUUCCACGUAGAGACCGUCACCAGCAGCCUGCUUUGUAGACCUCUGCCCAUGGACAGUGACACCUCUGAAUUGUGGCGGGCGAUGGGUGGAGGCGAUGAUUUCUCCGUCCACGUGCUGCAUUUGCUCCUCGCCAAGCUGGACCAUCGGGCUGAGACGGAGAGCAGCUCAUUCACCACAGCAUUUGAGCCACUGGCAGAAGAGACCUUUGGACUUGGAGUUGUGGAUUUCCAGAUGUCUUCCCCGGGCUGA
Alligator mississippiensis (American alligator) is the source of this 598-nucleotide messenger RNA. RefSeq names its product maestro heat-like repeat-containing protein family member 2B. Bases 2 to 598 code for a protein of 198 amino acids. Gene Ontology annotation, cellular component: cytoplasm. Lineage: Eukaryota; Metazoa; Chordata; Crocodylia; Alligatoridae. The record is from RefSeq and is a predicted model, not a curated record. The transcript has 5 exons.